AUGGGUUCCUUUCUGCAGAUCCCGUACCGGGAAUCCCGUCACGGCAUCUGGGGCGAGCAGACGUCGACGCUCAACUGGUGUGAAGAGGUGCGUUUCCGAGUCAAUUUGUUCCGAGAGCGAUCUUUGCCUUCCAUUCGAUCGAUGUUGCAUUGCGCCUUGUCUGCGAGUUGGAGGGUUCCUGGCGCAGUGGCCGCAUCCGGCACGGUCCAGGUCUUGGCACAACUUCCUGUACCCUGUGGAACGGCCCCGUUAUCGAACAGGGACUACAACAUCACAUACUACUGCGCCGAGUUCGUCAACAGCAUAACCAAUCUCAUGUUCAUAUGGCUGGGCAUCCGAGGCAUUCGCGACUGCAUUCGGUUCCGGCACCGGCCCGUCUUUGUCGUGGCCUGCAUCGGCUACAUUGUCGUCGGUCUCGGCUCCAUAGCCUUCCACACGACAUUAAAAUGUGGGUGCAAGAUCUCGCUCCCUCCCUCUCGCCUUCACUGUCUAUUUGACUGCUUUUUUGUGACGUCUUAUGCUCACCCCCCAGACUCGAUGCAACUCGCCGACGAACUGCCCAUGAUCUAUGCCACGUGCAUCAUCGGCCACGCCACGUUUUCCUACGGCAAAUCACCUACCGUCUCCAAACUGAUUGGCCUUGGCCUUUUCAGUCUGGGCCUGCUCAUCACCGUCGUCUACCACGUCACCAAAGAGCCCGUGUUCCACCAGGUCUCGUUUGCCUGCCUGACGAUUGCCGUCGUGUUCCGCAGCAUGUACGACAUGGAGAAGACGCUGCGCCCAGCCCUCAAGAUUCGGAGCCCUGAGCGCGAGAGCGGCCUCAUGCGGCAGAUGUGGAAGAUGUGUCUAUCGGGCAUUGCACUGUUUUUGGUCGGCUUCUUCAUCUGGAACAUGGACAACAUCUUCUGUCUGUACCUGCGCUCGUGGCGUGACAUCUUGCUGCUGCCGUGGGCGGUCGUGCUCGAGGGUCAUGCGUGGUGGCAUAUUCUUACUGGACUCGCGUACUACUUCAUCAUGUGGCGUCUGUGGCUGCAUACGUGCCUGGACGGCAAGGAGGACGAGUUUGCGCUGCAGUGGAAGACAGCCCUGACUUCGAUUCCACGGGUUGUGCCUGUGUCGGACAUUGAACCGUCUGACGCCGCGUAUAAGGGACGCCGUCUCGAUUAA
Messenger RNA from Sporothrix schenckii 1099-18, 1167 nucleotides. RefSeq names its product dihydroceramidase. The transcript is spliced from 3 exons. The record is from RefSeq and is a predicted model, not a curated record. The coding region runs from base 1 to 1167 and encodes 388 amino acids. Gene Ontology annotation, cellular component: endoplasmic reticulum membrane. Gene Ontology annotation, biological process: ceramide catabolic process; ceramide biosynthetic process. Lineage: Eukaryota; Fungi; Ascomycota; Sordariomycetes; Ophiostomatales; Ophiostomataceae.